AUGCUCCCCCCGGUUCCAUGCUUCGGCGAUAAAGGCGAUGUGGAAGAUAUCACAGAUGCUGAUAUCAUAUCAACGGUCGAGUUCGAUCACACGGGAAACUACCUUGCAACAGGCGACAAAGGGGGACGAGUAGUAUUAUUCGAGAGAAAUGAGACGAAAAAAACCUGCGAAUAUAAAUUCCACACCGAGUUCCAAUCUCACGAGCCGGAAUUCGAUUACCUAAAAUCUUUAGAGAUUGAAGAGAAAAUCAACAAAAUAAAAUGGUGCAGGCGGCAAAAUGCGUCUCAUUACCUCCUAUCCACCAAUGAUAAGACUAUAAAGUUGUGGAAGGUGUUUGAUAAGUCGUUAAAGGUUGUCGCGGAGAACAACCUCUCCCAUGAUCUGACCCCGGCAGGUGCAGUGGUUGGAGGAGGCAUGCCCCGCGCUCCACUUAUUUCCUUCCGCGAUGCCUCAUCGCUCAAACUGCCACGGCUCACACACCAUGACACCGUAGUCGCCGCAGUGCCUCGCCGUAUCUACGCUAACGCCCAUGCCUACCAUAUCAAUAGCAUAUCCGUGAACAGCGAUGGUGAAACAUUCAUCAGCAGUGAUGAUCUCCGAAUCAAUCUGUGGAACCUGAAUAUCCAAGACCAAAGCUUCAACAUUGUCGAUAUUAAACCUGCAAACAUGGAAGAACUGACCGAAGUAAUAACUGCUGCAGAGUUCCAUCCCACUAGUUGUAAUUGGUUCAUGUAUGCUAGCUCCAAGGGAACCAUCAAGCUUGCGGAUAUGAGGCAGAGCGCACUCUGCGACCAGCAUCACAAACAGUUUGAACAAGAAGAAGAUGCGUCGUCACGCUCUUUCUUUUCUGAAAUCAUCUCUUCCAUCUCCGAUGUCCGAUUCUCAAGCGAUGGACGCUACAUAUUAUCCCGCGACUACCUAACCGUCAAAAUAUGGGAUGUGAACAUGGAAAGGCAGCCCGUAAAAACGAUCUCGAUCCAUGAACACCUCCGCCCCCGCCUUUGCGAUACGUACGAAAAUGAUAGUAUCUUUGACAAGUUCGAGGUGGUCUUCUCGGGUGAUUCGGAGAACGUCAUGACCGGCAGCUACAACAACAAUUUCAUGAUUUACCCCUCCGAUCCCAACAAGGAGACAGAAGUUGUCUUGCAGGCAGACAAGACCGCAUUCAAGGCUAAGAAAGUUGGCAUACCGACUCCCAUCAACAAUUCUGUGUCUAGUAAAAAAGGCGGGUCAAGAGCUGGCAGUCCUGCUGGUGCGGGUGGCCGGAUGAGGAGGGAAACGGACGCAGAUCAGACCGAUUUUAAUAGGAAGAUCUUACACAUGAGCUGGCAUCCGUUUGAGGAUAGUAUCGCGAUCGCAGCUACCAACAAUCUCUUCGUAUUCUCCGCGCUGUGA
Molecule: messenger RNA, 1395 nt
Organism: Paracoccidioides brasiliensis Pb18
Product: protein phosphatase 2A regulatory subunit CDC55
Exons: 6
Coding region: 1-1395 (464 amino acids)
Biological process (GO): peptidyl-serine dephosphorylation
Cellular component (GO): cytosol; protein phosphatase type 2A complex
Molecular function (GO): protein phosphatase regulator activity; protein binding
Source: RefSeq, a predicted model, not a curated record